GAUCUGCUGAGUGGACUAAAGAUGGGGGAGCAAGGUGGUUGGCUGGAGGCUAACAGAGAUUGGGCGGCCAGCUUGGUUUCCCAGACCCAGGCGGGUCCAGCCAAGAAUCCAGGGGACAACAUCACUGAGCAGGCCAGGACCAGAGGUGACAUAGUGAAGUCUGUAGUCCAUGAAGACCUGCUGAUAUCCGGUGUUACUGGUGGGAGAGACUGGGCAGGUGAGGUGGCUGGUCACAAACCAUGGCCCCGGAUCCGAACCAUGGAUCAGGAGCCGUCACUCUUCCUUCCUGAAUCGGAACCAGAACCCAACAACGAGGGACAGAGACUCCACCACACAGAACACAACCAGUGGACAGGUGGACUGAACAACCUCAGUUCUGGUGGUCAUCAGAGUGACAGAGACUCCAAACAGGGAUCCAGUCUGCAGCACAGGCCCUUCUCUUCACAGUCUCAGUGCAGGGAUGGAGCUAGGCCUGGGGCUGAUAGAGAUAGACCCUCCUGUUCCUAUGAUACAAACACCGCAGUAUCGAUGAUGAACAGAGCAGGUCACCCUGGGCUUCAGCCUUCACAGAUAGUGGUGGGAGACCCCCCUGGUGGUAGUCUUUCAGGAAGUCUGUCUUCUCCUUCAGGGUCUCAUCUAAUGCCUAGUGGGGUCUGGGUUCAUAGAAGGCCUAGGCCUGAAUCUGGGUCUAGUCUUCCUCCAGGUUACCCCACAAAUACAGACAGGGUCAGGAUGAGCGUUCACCACGAGACGUACCUAGCCUAUAACACAGCACACAAUCCCAACAACACCCAAACAAUGGCUAGAGGUCAAGGAGGGAGCUCAAACACUAACCCCCUGAGGGUGGUGGCUCCUGCUUCUACCUCAUCUGGUGUCAUUGGGUCACAACAUGGGAGGCAGAGUAUUAAGACAGACGCCGACAAGCCGUAUGCCUGCCCCACGUGUGGGAAGCUCUUUGCGAAGACUAAAUAUAUGAAGCAGCACCAGACCGUUCACACCAAGGAGAGGCCCUUCAAGUGCAAACUAUGUUACAAGAGCUUCUCCUUCUUGAGUUACCUCAUCAGACAUAGGCGUGUCCACAACAGGGAGAAAUCGUAGCUAUUCUUUAGCUGAAACAUUAUAGUUAUCAUUAAGUGUACUGGGGUCAAAGUUUUUUGGGGAUUACUGGGUCCUUUAGUUGAUCAUCUGGGGAUGCUCACAUGAUACAGGCUUGUUGUUUGGUGUGCUGGCAUAGCCAAAAAAACACUGAAAUUAGCAAAAAACUAAGUUGUUUUCAUGAAUUUUUACAAUACCCUAAAUUUUUUGGACUUCGUACCUGUGGAACCUAGUGGAAACCCUUUAAAGCUCGGUCCUUGCCCUCCGGGGUCCUUGCUAUACGGAAUCCUUGGGAUGUUUGCCUUUUGUUCUAUUCAUAACAAAUGAGUUAUAACACCUUUAACACAUUAUUUGGCAUAGUCAGGUUGUACCUGUUCCUUUCUGUACUAAAAAGGUGAUAAUAAAACAUCUGUUAAUAAAUGAGAAAUCAUUUC
Molecule: messenger RNA, 1529 nt
Organism: Salvelinus namaycush (lake trout)
Lineage: Eukaryota; Metazoa; Chordata; Actinopteri; Salmoniformes; Salmonidae
Product: zinc finger and SCAN domain-containing protein 22-like
Exons: 3
Coding region: 22-1098 (358 amino acids)
Cellular component (GO): nucleus
Source: RefSeq, a predicted model, not a curated record